Aspergillus mulundensis is the source of this 1740-nucleotide messenger RNA. RefSeq names its product protein anchor VAC8 (gene vac8). The coding region runs from base 1 to 1740 and encodes 579 amino acids. Lineage: Eukaryota; Fungi; Ascomycota; Eurotiomycetes; Eurotiales; Aspergillaceae. The transcript has 6 exons. Gene Ontology annotation, cellular component: fungal-type vacuole membrane. The record is from RefSeq and is a predicted model, not a curated record. Gene Ontology annotation, molecular function: protein binding; protein-membrane adaptor activity. Gene Ontology annotation, biological process: vacuole inheritance; nucleus-vacuole junction assembly.
AUGGCCGCAAUCGUGAAUGCCUGUCUCUCUUGCCUAUCAACGGCCGACCGUUGGUGCCAUAUCACAGCCUGUCUCGGCCCUUUCAGCGGUCGCUCCAGAGAAGGAAUUUAUGACACAACGUUGGCCGAUAAUGAAAGAGAAGCUGUGUCGGACCUGCUCGGCUUCCUUGAGAAUCGAGCCGAGACCGACUUCUUCUCCGGCGAACCUCUACGAGCUUUGAGCACCUUGGUCUAUUCCGACAAUGUCGACCUCCAAAGAAGCGCUAGUCUUACAUUCGCUGAGAUUACCGAACGAGAUGUGCGCGAGGUCGAUCGGGACACCCUUGAACCAAUUCUUUUCUUGCUACAAAGCUCUGAUAUCGAGGUCCAACGAGCUGCGAGUGCAGCUCUUGGAAACCUCGCGGUGAAUGCGGAUAACAAGGUGUUGAUCGUCGCCCUGGGAGGGCUCGCCCCGUUAAUAAAGCAAAUGAUGUCGCCGAAUGUCGAAGUUCAAUGCAACGCGGUUGGCUGCAUUACGAACCUUGCUACGCAUGAGGAUAACAAGGCUAAGAUUGCCCGGUCUGGCGCCCUGGGGCCGCUAAUUCGCCUUGCUAAGUCAAAGGACAUGCGCGUACAGCGCAAUGCGACGGGUGCUCUCCUCAAUAUGACACACUCAGACGACAAUAGGCAGCAGCUUGUUAACGCCGGGGCGAUCCCCGUCCUGGUUCAGCUACUUUCCUCAUCCGAUGUCGAUGUCCAGUAUUAUUGCACAACUGCCCUUAGCAACAUCGCCGUUGACUCUUCAAACCGGAAACGCCUUGCCCAAACCGAAUCGCGAUUAGUCCAGUCUCUCGUGCACUUGAUGGACUCUUCUACCCCAAAAGUACAAUGCCAGGCGGCCUUGGCGCUUCGAAACCUUGCCUCCGACGAGAAGUACCAGCUCGAGAUUGUUCGCGCAAAAGGGUUGCCGCCGCUCCUUCGCCUUUUACAGUCAUCCUAUCUCCCUCUUAUUCUCUCCGCGGUUGCCUGCAUUCGCAAUAUCUCAAUCCACCCUCUCAACGAAUCCCCCAUCAUCGAUGCUGGAUUCCUCAAACCACUGGUCGACCUUCUAGGAUCGACAGAUAAUGAAGAGAUCCAAUGCCACGCGAUCUCCACUCUGCGAAACCUUGCUGCCAGCUCUGACCGCAACAAGGAGCUUGUCCUUCAAGCUGGUGCCGUCCAGAAGUGCAAAGACCUUGUUCUACGCGUGCCCGUCACCGUUCAGUCCGAAAUGACGGCUGCUAUAGCAGUCUUGGCGCUUAGCGAUGAACUGAAGCCCCAUCUCCUCAACCUCGGUGUUUUCGACGUAUUAAUCCCUCUGACGGAAUCUGAGAGUAUUGAAGUCCAAGGUAACAGUGCUGCUGCUCUAGGCAACCUCUCCUCCAAAGUUGGAGAUUACUCCAUCUUUGUUCGUGAAUGGGCGGAUCCCAAUGGAGGAAUCCAUGGCUAUUUGAAACGAUUCCUUGCUAGCGGAGACCCGACCUUCCAACAUAUCGCCAUCUGGACGCUUCUUCAGCUCCUCGAGUCGGAAGAUAAGCGCCUAGUGGGCUACAUCGGAAAGUCGGACGACAUGAUUCAGAUGGUGAGGUCAAUAUCGGAUAAGAAUAUCGAAUCCGACGAGGAAGAUACGGAGGACGGCGGCGAAGCCGAAGUCAUUGCGUUGGCGCGGCGAUGUCUCGAACUUCUCGGUGGCGGACCUAAGCAGACUCUGGUAGAAGGUUAA